Molecule: messenger RNA, 421 nt
Organism: Staurois parvus
Lineage: Eukaryota; Metazoa; Chordata; Amphibia; Anura; Ranidae
Source: the annotation of a GenBank genome assembly
CCUCACAGCAAUCACCAAUCCACGGAAAGAGCCGAAGAUGUCGACUCGGUCAUGUGAUCAGCUGAUCCCAUCUGUCACGCUGACAGCUCAGCACUGACGAUCAGUGUGCCCUGAUGAUCUGUGUAGCCCCAGCAGUGCCACCUGUCAGUGUCCAUCAGUGCCAGCUCUCAGUGCUCAUCCAUGCCACCUGCCAGUGUCCAGCAGUGCCACUUUUCAGUGCCACAUCAAUGCCACAUAUCAGUGCCCAUCUGAGCUGCCUUUCAGUGUCACCCAUAAGUGCCAGUCAGUGCCACCUAUCAGUGCCAGUCAGUGCUGCCUAUCAGUGUGCAUCAAUUCCGCCUAUCAGUGCCACCUAACAGUGCCAGUCAGUGCCACCUAUCAGUGCCAUAUAUGAGUGCUGCCUUUCAGUGCCAUUCAGUGA